Molecule: messenger RNA, 974 nt
Organism: Zea mays
Lineage: Eukaryota; Viridiplantae; Streptophyta; Magnoliopsida; Poales; Poaceae
Product: universal stress protein PHOS32
Exons: 4
Coding region: 254-730 (158 amino acids)
Source: RefSeq, a predicted model, not a curated record
AGUCCGCCAGUAGGCCACGUCGCGUUCGCCCGCGCGCCUCUCGUGAGUCGUGACAGGCAGCCCGCGCACCGCGCCGCGCGUCUCUCGUCUUCUCUCUCAUGAAAGGGCAAGUGUCGAGCAGCGGCCGGGCGCACGCACGCACCCCACGAAACCACAGGCUUGUCACGGGAGAUCGAUGCCAAAGCAAUAGCUAGCCGGAGCGAAAGAAAGCGGACACCGCGAUUAUAUUACUGCGGAGCGGCAGGGCAGCAGCAUGGCGGAGCGGAAGAUCGGCGUGGCGAUGGACUUCUCGCCGAGCAGCAAGAAGGCGCUGCGUUGGGCGAUCGACAACCUGGUCCGCAGGGGCGACACCCUCGUGCUCCUCCACGUCCGGCACCACGGCCGUGAGGAGGGCAAGAACGUCCUCUGGUCCCGCACCGGAUCGCCGCUGGUCCCGCUGGAGGAGCUCAUGGAGCCGCCCGUGAGGCAGCGCUACGACGUGCCGUAUGACGCGGAGGUGUUCGACAUGCUCAACGCCGCGGCCCGGCAGAAAGAGAUGCGCGUGGUGGUCAAGAUGUACUGGGGUGACCCGAGGGAGAAGGUGUGCGACGCGGUGGAGGAGCUCCAGAUCGAGUCGCUCGUCAUGGGCAGCCGCGGCCUCGGCCAGAUCCAAAGGAUUCUGCUGGGAAGUGUGACGAACUACGUGCUGUCCAAUGCGUCAUGCCCCGUGACCGUCGUCAAGUCGAAGUAGUGGCUCUGGCCUUUCAUUUCCAGAAAGAUGAAUCUGCAGCUAACCUAUACGCAAACCGAAACAACUAAAUCCGAUAUAUUGCACCUUACGUUUCAGCUGUUUUCACUCCAUGAUUUGUUUUAUUUUUCUAGAUGUACCUGGACACUGUUGUUUUCGUGAAAAAGGCUGCCAGAUAAACUGCCAGCUUGUAUCACUACAUGAGAAAGUCACUGGACAGCAUCACUAUACCAUUUCUUUUUAACAA